Messenger RNA from Cooperia oncophora, 462 nucleotides. NCBI's taxonomy places the organism in Eukaryota, Metazoa, Nematoda, Chromadorea, Rhabditida, Trichostrongylidae. The record is from the annotation of a GenBank genome assembly.
AUGUCGCUCAGCCGCAUCCUGCCUGCGGGUAAAAGCGCUCGCUUCGUUGUUAUUCCAUUGCGGUGCACGCACAGUACUGCUCAGGCUGGAGCGGCUCAUCAUGUUGAAGUUCAGACAGAAGAUCUCGACAAGCCAUCUUUCUUUGAGAAGAUUUCCAUGCGUUUCCAAGGAAUCCCGUUGAAAGGUGAACUCAAACCACCAAAAUCAAUCUUUUCGGAUUGCAAUAAGGAAUGGUUUGCACCGAAGCCACUUCCCGAGGUUCCAAAGGAUUACAAAGAGCACCCCGAUAGAGACUUGGUGAACUAUCCCUAUCCUGCGCGGCCAAUGUACCCACCAAAGACUCGCCUUCUGAUGAUGCCGGACUCGUGGUUUACACCAUUCCAGAAGGUCACUGGUGUUUCAGGUUUGAAUAUUCAUUGGUUUUUUUUACUCAUUACUUUAUUUGACAGAAGAGAUUGCCUA